GCUGGUCAGCCCUGGUACUGCAGCCCGCACGGCAGGGGAACCCAGGAAGGCAGGUCGCUGGACACAGGAUUUCCAGGAGCUGGCUGGGAAUCAGUUAUUGUCCAGUUUAGCUGGACAUCAGGGGCUGGCACAUCAGGCUGCGCAGCGGGCAGAGGCACGUCAGGCUGGGCAGCGGGCAGAGGCACAUCAGGCUGGGCAGUGGGCAGAGGCAUGACAGCGGGCACAGAGUCAUCUGGCACAACAGCGGGCACCGAGUCAUCUGGCACGACAGCGGGCACCGAGUCACCAAGCUCGACAGCGGGCACCGAGUCACCGGUCAAGUCAGCGGGCAUCGAAUCAUCGGGCAAGUCAGCGGGCACCGAGCCAUCUAGCAGAACCACGGGCACUGGGUCACCAAGCUCAACAGCAGGCACCGAG
Molecule: messenger RNA, 417 nt
Organism: Staurois parvus
Lineage: Eukaryota; Metazoa; Chordata; Amphibia; Anura; Ranidae
Source: the annotation of a GenBank genome assembly